CAGUGCCGCCCCUGAGAUCUCCCACCAGGACCCGGUCGAUCGGGGUUGGGGUCUUGGGCCCGUCCACAGUUUGUGUUGGUUCCCCCUCUUCACCAAACAAUUUCCCUCGUCUUUCUCCUUCAUCCUUCUUCACCCCACCAUGCCUUCUCCCACACUCUCUCCCCAACCCACCACCGGUUACAUCCACAACCUCACCUCAGAGCAGUCCACCAAGCUCCGUCAAACCUGGAGCAUCAUCCUCUACCUUAUCAACAACCAUGAUGACACCACCGCCGAUAGCACCACCGGCCCAACAGCCGCCGGCCUGACCUCCGCCCUCGCAACUCACCACCUUCCCCCUCUCGACACCGUCCAACCCAUCCUCGACACACUCCCUCGCCACCCGCUCCCCUCCCUCCGCGCCGGCCUCCUCAGCCUCGCAAAACACGACUCCCCAGAUACCCUCCUCCUCCGCUUCCUGCGCGCCCGUAAAUGGUCCGUCCCCGCCGCGACCGCGAUGCUCCUCCGCGCGAUCCACUUCCGACACACGCAGGACAUCGACGCCCAGAUCCUGGCCACCACCGAGCUGGACGCGCUGUACGAGGCGACCGCGCAACCGCCGCAAACCCCCCCUAUCCCCGGUGCCAUCGGGGCGACGACCGUCCAGACGACCGCGACGGACAGCCAAGCGUUUUUGGAUCAGAUGCGAAUGGGGAAGGCGAUCGUCCACGGGACGGAUCGCCAGGGUCGGCCGGUCAUGCUCGUGCGCGUGCGGCUGCACCAGCCCGGCCAGCAGAGCGAGGCGGUCGUCACUCGGUUCAUUCUGCAUAUGAUUGAGACGGUGCGCUUGACGCUGGUGGAUCCGGUUGAGACGGCGGUAUGUUCUCUGUGCUAUAUCCUAGAUGAUGCCAUUCGGAGGGGCUGACAGGUUUGGGGUGUAGACAAUCUUGUUCGAUAUGACGGGGUUUUCGGUCUCGAAUAUGGUGAGUUCAUUCUUCCGCAUGCACAGAUGGAAGGUGGGAAUAUACUGAAGGGAGGAUAGGAGUAUGCGCCCGUGAGAUU
Messenger RNA from Aspergillus uvarum CBS 121591, 1041 nucleotides. RefSeq lists its product as uncharacterized. NCBI's taxonomy places the organism in Eukaryota, Fungi, Ascomycota, Eurotiomycetes, Eurotiales, Aspergillaceae. Bases 140 to 904 code for a protein of 254 amino acids. The transcript has a single exon. The record is from RefSeq and is a predicted model, not a curated record.